AUGUCCUGCCAGCAAAACCAGCAGCAGUGCCAGCCCCCUCCCAAAUGCCAGACUCCCAAGAUCCUUCCCCAAGCUCCAUGCUCUGCUCCAAUCUCUUCCUGCAGUGGGUCCAGCCAUGGGGGAGGCUGCAGUUCAGGCUCUGGAAUGGGCUGCAGCUCUGGCUCUGAAGGUGGAUGCAGCCUCUUUUCCCAUCAUCACAGGCGAUCCCACAGAUGUAGGCGCCAGAGUUCUGACCACUGUGAUAGUGGCAGUGGGCACAGCCAGCAGUCUGGAGAUUCCUGUGGGAGCUCUGGCGGUUGCUGCUGA
Messenger RNA from Gracilinanus agilis (Agile Gracile Mouse Opossum), 306 nucleotides. RefSeq names its product late cornified envelope protein 3D-like. Gene Ontology annotation, biological process: epidermis development. The transcript has a single exon. The coding region runs from base 1 to 306 and encodes 101 amino acids. The record is from RefSeq and is a predicted model, not a curated record. Lineage: Eukaryota; Metazoa; Chordata; Mammalia; Didelphimorphia; Didelphidae.